AUGCUCGUCGAAUUUGAUAAUCCACCACUUUGUAUGAAAUCUAACAAAGAUGGAAGUCGCCUUGUCGUUGGAUUUGUGGAUGGAAGUAUUCGAUUCUAUGACACCCAACAACACGAGGAAGAGUUUCAAGAAAUCUGGAAAUUUCAGACAAAAAGCAGUAUUCGAGGAGUUGAUCUUGAUGAACACAAGAAACGAGUUUAUGCCGUUACAAAGAAUCGAUCUCUCUGUGUUUUUGAUAUUGACACGGGAAAACGUGUUCGUUGUAUUCUAAAAUGUCAUCGUUCUGUACCAACUGCCAUUUGUACACUUCCACCAACUGCUCUAAAAUCUCAACAAUUGGCUACAGCUGAUGAAUCGGGAGAAGUGAAAACAUGGAAUUUGGAUCCAGAAGUUGCAUCGGAAAAUGCGAAUAUUAGAAAAUGGCAGGAACAAGAUGAAGAUAUUAAUGAUUUGAAAGUUGAUGUGAAAUCAAAUUUAUUGGCAACUUCUUCAGAUGGUACACUUGGAGCUUACGAUCUUAGAAAGGCAAAGCUUAAGAUGAGAAGUGAACUAAUGCACUCGGAGCUCUAUUCAGUUUGUGGAACAAAUCGAUCGGUAUAUGUUGGAGGAGAAGAUGGAUAUGUUGAAGUAUUUAAUUUAAAUGAAUAUGGAAAUUUGUUGGAAAGAGUUGAAAGUGGUUUUGAAAUGGGUGUAAAUGGAAUUGUUGAAUUGAGAAGUGGUUUAUUGGGAUUAACAAGUCAAGGAAGUAAUCGAAUGAGAUUAUUGAAUGUUCAACCAUCGAAAAGAUUAGGAUAUGCUGGAUAUCAUGGUGAUGAGAAGAGUGAUGAUGAUGGUAUUGAUGCUAUUACGAUUUCAACUGACAAAUCAACAGUUUUUACAAUGAUCUCAAUGAGCUGUACAAUCAAAAAAUGGGAUAUGGGACCAAUUAUCGAUGAGAUUCCGAUUCUUAGAGCUCAGGAUGCAAAAUCGAAGAAAAUGAGAAAAACUGAAGGAUUUUUCGAUGGAUUAGUUGGACCGAAAAACGAUUCAGAUAGUGAUGAUGAUGAUGAGCCAAAGAGCAAAAAACGAAGAAAUGAUGAAGAUUCGGAUGAAGAAAUUGAUGAGGAGGAACAAGAAGAGGAUGAUGAAGAGGAGGAGGAGGACAGUGAUUAGAUGAUUUUUUUUUAAAUUUAUAUUUAAUUUUGUUGUUGCUUUUUGAAUUUUUGUUGAACUUUUCUUGUUACCUUCAAUUUUACGUUAAAAACUCUCAAAAAUACCCUUCGGGGACCACUUUUUGGUUGUUUUGGCGAUUUUUAAGACAUUUUUGUUUUGUUGUUGUUAAUAUAAAAUUAUGUUAAUUUU
Molecule: messenger RNA, 1341 nt
Organism: Caenorhabditis elegans
Lineage: Eukaryota; Metazoa; Nematoda; Chromadorea; Rhabditida; Rhabditidae
Gene: Y44F5A.1
Product: WD repeat-containing protein 55
Exons: 4
Coding region: 1-1152 (383 amino acids)
Biological process (GO): rRNA processing
Cellular component (GO): nucleolus
Source: RefSeq, marked reviewed